GUCUCCCCCCCAACCUUUUGAAUGCGCUUUUGUUGUUAUUCCACUGCUCUAUUUCUUUCUUUGGGUCCAUUUCCACCGUUCCGAUUCGCCAUGUAUUCCAUUCCUUCCGCCGCAGGUGUGAGCGGAGGAGAGAGGUUUGUUCCCAGCAUGCCACUUGCCCUGAAGCGCCACGCGGCCUCUGCGCCGACCCCAGGCUGGAUCCUGGUUUUUGCUCUCUUUUUGGCUCUGCAGGGUGCUACUUACGCUGCUCCCUCCGCAGACACCAAGCUGGUUCGGACCACUCGAGUGAGGAGACAGAUCCCAGACGGGGAAGCGCCUUCAGCUUCCUCCACCAACCAGACGAUGCAGCAGCAACCUUUAGUCUUCAAUCACGUGUACAACAUCAACGUACCCGUGGAAUCUCUUUGCUCCGUCGACCUUGACACCUCUGCACCACCAGAGGAUGGCCCGCGUGCUGAGCUUGGGUCCAGAGCUUCUAUGGAGGGACCACUGGACCCAGUUGGACCUACAGAGUACACCGAACAGACAUUGGAUGCAGACAGCCAGGUGACGUUCACUCACCGUAUCAACAUCCCGAAAGCGGCAUGCGGAUGCCCGGCAACUGUCACGAUCCAGCAGCUCGCCACCAGGGUGGAGAUGCUGGAGAGGGAGCUCUCCAUGCUCCGAGCUCACUGUGGAUCCGGUUGCUGUCGGGAGAACCCCGCCAUUGGCCGCUUCGACUAUUUCCCCGGAUGCAACGGCCACGGCAGCUUCAGCCUGGAGCUGUGCGGCUGCAUAUGUGACGAAGGCUGGACCGGCAAAAACUGCUCCGAGCCCCGUUGCCCCGACGACUGCUCCGGCCAGGGCGUGUGCAUCGAAGGGGAGUGCGUGUGCGACCGCGACUUCGCCGGGGAAAACUGCUCCGAGCCCCGCUGCCCGGCCGACUGCUCGGGCCGCGGCUUGUGCAUCGACGGCGAGUGCGUGUGCGAGGACUCCUUCACCGGGGAGGACUGCAUGGUCGGGAGAUGCGUGAACGAUUGCUCGGACCAGGGACUGUGCGUCAACGGAACGUGCCGGUGCCGUCCCGGCUACGUGGGGGAAGACUGCUCGCUGGUGUACUGCGCCAACAACUGCAGCAAGAAAGGAAUCUGCAAAGACGGAUUCUGCGUGUGCCAGGACGGCUUUGCCGGAGAUGACUGCAACUCCGUGGCACCUGCCAUGAACCUGAAAGUCCGAGGUGUAACAGAUAGAGAUAUCGAACUGGAGUGGGACGGUUCUGUGGUCCUGACGGAUUUUCUCGUGACAUACACACCAAGCAGCCCGGGCGGUAUCCAACUAGAAAUCCGGCUCCCGGGGAAUACCACAUCCUGCACUAUCUCAGACCUGGAUGCAGGAAUGGAGUACAACAUCAAUGUGUUUGCCGUCAUUAAUAACAGCAUCAGUGUUCCUGCCAGCAUUACUGUCGCAACCUAUCUCUCCAAUCCAGAUGGUUUAGUCUUCAAAUCCAUCACCGAGACGUCAGUCGAGGUCCAGUGGCAACCUUCCUACUAUUCCUUCGAUGGCUGGGAGAUCAGCUUCAUCCCGAAGGACAAUGAUGGUGGAAUGACUGCCCAGCUGCCCAGCACCAUCACAUCCUUUCUACAAACUGGCCUGAGACCGGGCGAGGAGUACACAGUCAACCUGGUGGCCCUCAGAGACCAGGGUCGCAGUCAGCCCUUUACCGCCACCGUCACGACACUGAUCGACGGCCCCACUCAGCUGUUUGUGCGCGAUGUGUCGGACACGGUGGCAUUCCUCGAGUGGACCCCGCCAAAAGCCAAGAUUGAUCAGAUUGUCUUGCGUUACGGCCUCGUGGGAGGAGCGGGCCCGCGUACGACUUUCCGCCUCCAGCCCACGCUCAGCCAGUACACCCUGCAGGUCCUCCGCCCCGGUUCGCGUUACGAGGUGUCUGUGAGCGGCGUGAGGAACGGGAACACCAGCGGAUCCAUUUCCAUUGAAUUUACAACCGAGAUUGACGCCCCCAAGAACCUGCGCCUCCUCUCCAAGACCUCCACCACCCUGGAGUUGGAAUGGGACAACAGUGAGGCACAGGUGGAAGCCUACCAGGUGGUGUACAGCACACUGGCAGGUGAUCAAUAUGAAAAAGUCAUCGUACCAAGAAAUGAGGGCGCAACCACGAAGACCACUCUCACCGAUCUGCUGCCUGGCACGGAAUACGGUAUCGGCAUUUCUGCCAUGAGAGGCAGCAACCAGAGCACAUCGGCUACUAUGAACGCCAGAACCGGUCUGGACGUGCCUCUGGAUCUUACUGUGACGGCAUCUACAGACAACACCAUCACCCUGGUGUGGGGAAUGGUCCAGGGCCCCAUUGACUUUUACAAAGUCACCUUUACGUCCUCCUCGGGCUUGACCACUGAGCUGACAGUGCCAAGAGAUGAAACCACCACCACUUUGAGAGAAUUAGAGCCCGGGACUGAAUACACCAUCACCGUGGCAGCCAAGAGGGGGAGACAGCAGAGCAACGUGGCUUCCAUAGAUGCCUUCACAGGGAUCAGGCCCGUUUCCCACCUCUACUUGUCCGAGGUGACUUCCGACUCAGUGCUAGUGGCGUGGAGCUCGCCGGCACCGCCUGCUGAUUUCUUCAUUCUCAGCUACAGCUCAGCUGACGGCACCGACACCUCUAAGGUGACCUUGGAAGGCUCCAAGACGAGGUCGCUGGUGCAAGGGCUGCUUCCCUCCACUCAGUAUACCGUCAGCCUAAUCACAAUACAGGGGGAUGUCACCUCUGAGCCUAUUACGGCGUCCCUCACGACAGGUAUGGACCCACCCAAGUUGAUGACCGUGUCGGCCGUGGCUGAAGACAUCGUGACCAUUUCGUGGAUCAAACCACUGGCUCCAUUUGAAUAUUAUAAGCUUUCCUACCAGUCAGCCAGAGGUCGAGUGGACAGCGUUGUGAUUGACAGCGAUGUGACCAACUACACGUUGUCCAGUCUGUUCCCUGCUACCGAGUAUGAGAUCAGUCUGAACGCUGUCAGGGGGAGCCAGGAGAGCAAAAUGGUCAGCGCCUCGGUCUUCACAGCCAUGGACAUGCCAUCAGAGUUGACUGCGCUCAACAUCACGCCGCAAGGAGCCCUGCUGAGGUGGAACCCCCCAAUGUCCAACGUCGACAAUUACGUGCUGACUCUCACGCACGACCAGGUAACAGCAGAUACGUUUCUCGUGGAGGGCAACAAGCAGGAACACCAGCUGUCCAACCUGAAGCCGAGCACGUCCUACUCAGUGGCCCUCUAUGCAACCAAAGGACCCCUCACCAGCGGCACGGUCAUCUCCAAUCUCCAAACACCUAUGGACGCCCCUCUGAACCUGACAGCCAGCGAAGUGAAUCACCGCAGCGCUCUCAUCUCCUGGCAACCGCCCAUCUCUGAAAUUGACAACUACAUGCUCACCUACAAGUCAGCCGACGGCAACCGUAAAGAGCUGAUUCUCGACGCAGAGGACACUUGGAUUCGCCUGGAGGGGCUUCCCGAGACCACAGAGUUCACCGUCAAGCUGCAGGCGGCAAGGGGUCUCGACACCAGCGCUGUCAUCUCCACUACUUUCACCACAGGGAGUCGGUUGUUUGCGACGCCUCAAAAUUGCGCCCAGCACCUGCUGAACGGCGAGACGCUGAGCGGCGUCUACACCAUUUACAUCAACAGGGACCCCAGCCAGGGCGUGCAGGUGUACUGUGACAUGAGCACGGACGAAGGAGGCUGGAUUGUGUUUCAACGACGUCAGAAUGGCCUGACUGAUUUUUCCAGGAAAUGGAGCGACUACCGGGUUGGCUUUGGAAACCUGGAGGAUGAAUUCUGGUUAGGUUUGGACAACAUCCAGCGGGUCUCCGCUCAAGGCCGCUACGAGCUGAGGAUCGACAUGAAGGAUGGGCAGGAGUCUGUCUACGCCAAUUAUGAUAAAUUCUCCCUCGGAGAUGCCAGGAACCUGUACAAGCUCAGGAUAGGGGAGUACAACGGCACCGCCGGUGACUCUCUGAGCUACCACCAGGGACGGCCCUUCUCCACUAAAGACCGAGACAACGACAUAGCUGUCACUAACUGUGCCUUGUCCUACAAAGGAGCGUGGUGGUACAAGAAUUGCCAUCGAGCCAACCUCAACGGGAAGUACGGCGAGUCCAGACACAGUCAGGGAAUUAACUGGUACCACUGGAAGGGACACGAGUUCUCCAUUCCCUUCGUGGAGAUGAAGAUGCGGCCGUUCAACUUCCGCAGCAUCAGCAGCAAGAGGAGGCGGUCGGCGCCCGUAUAGGUUGCCUGCAUGAGCGCCCUCUUAAUUGAGAGGCAGAGACCGAUUGAGCUCGGGCGACCGUUUUGAUGAUGAUGCUCGUCGUUCUCAGUCGUCCUUUCCAUUUUCAUUUGGCAGUUGAAAGUAAAAAAAAAAAAAAAAAAAAAAUGAAGAUUUGAUGAUUCAAUUUAAAGCUCCAAAAGGAAUGAUGAAAAAUCUGUCAGUUUUUUUUUGCUGUUGUUGUAAAUAACGAAAAUAGUCAGGAAUUCUUUUUUUUUAAAUUGCUAUUUGAAUAUGGAACGAAUGAAUGAUAUGUGAAUUGACGAGGCCGCUGUGACGAUAAGAAACUUUCGUUUGCCGAUUUUUUUUUUUUUUUUUUUUUUAAUGAAGCAGCAAGUGGUUGGCAAUCUGAUUCAUAGCAGCGAGCAUCAAAGGAAAACAUUGUCCGACCUCUGUUUGUCUCCGCCUCGCAUCCACGUAGAGCCGUCUUUCCCUGCUGUCCUUCCUCCCGGGAGAUAAAGACACUGUAUGUAAUUUAUUCCGCUCUUUGAAUGACAAUUCUUCUGCUUUCUGUAAAAAA
Molecule: messenger RNA, 4837 nt
Organism: Hippocampus comes (tiger tail seahorse)
Lineage: Eukaryota; Metazoa; Chordata; Actinopteri; Syngnathiformes; Syngnathidae
Gene: tnr
Product: tenascin R (restrictin, janusin)
Exons: 28
Coding region: 22-4281 (1419 amino acids)
Molecular function (GO): protein binding
Source: RefSeq, a predicted model, not a curated record